Molecule: messenger RNA, 2423 nt
Organism: Syzygium oleosum
Lineage: Eukaryota; Viridiplantae; Streptophyta; Magnoliopsida; Myrtales; Myrtaceae
Exons: 6
Coding region: 46-2178 (710 amino acids)
Biological process (GO): intracellular signal transduction
Source: RefSeq, a predicted model, not a curated record
GGGAACAAGCCCUCGCCACCCGCCCGCCUCGUUCCCCGCUCCGCCAUGGAAUUGACGAUCAAUGGUCACCGGCAGCAGCCCCACGGCGACGCCGCGGCGGCGGCCAUUGACGGUCAAUCCCCCGUCCCCGGCCCCGACCCCGCCGGCGGGAAGCCGCCCCCUCCUCAGCCCGACGGAUUCCUCGAGGUGGAUUUGUCCCCCCGCCCGGACCAGGAACCGCCGAGCGCGAAUCCCGGCGAUCGGGCGAUCGGGGAAGAAGGCCCCGUCCCCGAAAUCGACGCCAGCGCCAGAGGAGCGGCUCAGGCGCACGAGGAGCCGGGGGAGGAGCAGGGCGCGGAGGCCGAGGAUCGCGAGCACGCGGUUGGUGACGGGACGAGGGUCGACGGCGGCGGCGGCGGCUCUGACGUGAUCAGUGUGGUCCAGCCUCAUUCGCAGCUCCCGAAGCCGGAGGCGCCGCCGAUGUCGUGCUCUCCGCCGCGGGACGUCGGCGCGGCCGCCGCCGCCAUAUCGGGCCGAUCCCAGUCCAUGCCGGGCCGCCUCGCGGCGGUCGACAUGCCGGCCAUCGGCAAGUUCAUCCGGGACCGGAGCAACAGCUUCUCCGCCGCGAUCGUGAAGCGGCUGUCGUCUCUCAAGGAAAUAGGGAGCGACGACGACGACGGCGGGAGGGGCGGUUCCGAUUUCAAGCCGGACGGGGUGACGGAGAUCAACCUCUCGGGGCUGAAGGUGGUGGUGAGGCUGAAGACGGAGGAGCAGCCGGAGAAGGAGCUGCGAGGCAGGAUCAGCUUCUUCUCGCGGUCCAACUGCCGGGACUGCACCGCGGUGCGAUGCUUCCUCCGGGAGCGAGGGCUCAAGUUCGUGGAGAUCAACGUGGACGUGUACCCGCAGCGGGAGAAGGAGCUGAUCGAGCGGACGGGGAGCUCCCAGGUGCCGCAGAUCUUCUUCAACGAGAAGCUCUUCGGCGGGCUGGUGGCGCUGAACUCGCUGAGGAACAGCGGGGGGUUCGACCGGCGGCUGAAGGAGAUGCUCGGCGGGAAGUGCUCCGGGGAGGCGCCGGCGCCGCCGGUGUACGGGUUCGACGACCCGGAGGAGGAGGAGCGGGCGGACGAGGCGGUGGGGAUCGUGAGGGUGGUGAGGCAGAGGCUGCCGAUCCAGGACCGGCUGACGAAGAUGAAGAUCGUGAAGAACUGCUUCGCCGGGGCGGAGAUGGUGGAGGUGCUCAUCCACCACCUCGACUGCGGCCGGAAAAAGGCUGUUGAGAUUGGAAAGCAGUUAGCCAAGAAACACUUCUUCCAUCAUGUCUUUGGGGAGAAUGAUUUUGAAGACGGAAACCACUUCUAUCGUUUCAUUGAGCACGAACCAUAUAUUCCCAGAUGCUUCAAUUUCCGAGGAUCUACAAAUGACAGUGAACCAAAGCGAGCAGCUGAAGUUGGCUUGAGGAUGACCAAGAUAAUGUCUGCCAUACUUGAGUCUUAUGCCUCUGAAGAUAGGCGCCAUCUUGAUUAUGGAGCCAUCAGCAAAAGUGAAGAAUUCAGAAGAUACGUAAAUUUGUCUCAAAAACUUCACCGGGUGGACCUACUGGAACUCUCACCUGAUGAAAGCCUGGCAUUCUUCUUGAACUUGCAUAAUGCCAUGGUCAUUCAUGCUGUGAUAAGGGUCGGCCUCCCAGAAGGAAUCAUGGAUAGGAGAUCUUUCGACUCUGACUUCCAGUACGUGGUUGGCGGGUAUCCAUUCUCCCUUAGCACAAUAAGAAAUGGAAUACUAAGGAACAAUCGGAGACCUCCGUACUCGUUGGCCAAGCCCUUUGGCACUGGAGACAGGCGCUUAGAGCUUGCUGUUCUUAAAGUAAACCCCCUUAUACAUUUUGGUCUAUGUGACGGCACGAGGUCGAGCCCAACCGUGAGAUUCUUCUCUCCUCAAGGAGUCCAAUCUGAACUCAGAUGCGCUGCCAGGGAGUUCUUCCAGAGCGGCGGGGUUGAUGUGGACCUGGACAAGAGGACACUUAAACUCACUCGAAUCAUGAAGUGGUUCAGUGCUGAUUUUGGACAGGACAGGGAAAUCCCACGGUGGAUCCUCAGCUACUUGGACGCGACCAAGGCAGGUCUCUUGACGCAUCUCCUAAGCGACGGGGGUCCCAUUCACCUCGCCUACCAAAACUAUGACUGGUCUGUAAAUUCCUGAUGCAACAACCGGCACCAUUCUCGUGGGUAGAAAAAUGGAAGAACACUAAACUUAUAAAUCACAUUGAGCGAUGAGGAAAGUCGAGGUGAUGCCAAUUAUAUACUGUACAUAGCUGAAUAUUGCGAGUCCAUCCCAAGCCAUUAAAAUGGAAAUUCGAGGAUACGAUAGAGGUAUAUGCUUGUUUGUCCCGACGUGCGCGCCGAAGACGACAAGUUAUCAAGUUUUCUUAUUCUUUUUUCCCGGCA